This is a messenger RNA of Paramecium sonneborni, 226 nucleotides long. NCBI's taxonomy places the organism in Eukaryota, Ciliophora, Oligohymenophorea, Peniculida, Parameciidae. The record is from the annotation of a GenBank genome assembly.
AAUAUAUCUGGAGACAAUAUAUAGUAAAAUAUUCUAUCUAGAUGCUUAUAAGAAAGAGAAAAGAGUACACCUAAAGAACGGAACUCCUUAAUGAUAAAUAUCUCAAGCCUUAUUCAACUUUUACCUUGAUGAAUUCAUAAGGGAUUUAUUACUAAGAAAUAACAAUUCAUAUCAAAUCUUGGAAUAUGUUAAUAAUCUUGCUUUAUUAGUGAAUAAACAGAAGUUA